Egretta garzetta (little egret) is the source of this 2764-nucleotide messenger RNA. Its product is annotated as signal transducer and activator of transcription 5B-like. Gene Ontology annotation, molecular function: DNA-binding transcription factor activity, RNA polymerase II-specific; RNA polymerase II cis-regulatory region sequence-specific DNA binding. Gene Ontology annotation, biological process: defense response; growth hormone receptor signaling pathway via JAK-STAT; regulation of cell population proliferation. The coding region runs from base 377 to 2764 and encodes 795 amino acids. The transcript has 18 exons. The record is from RefSeq and is a predicted model, not a curated record. NCBI's taxonomy places the organism in Eukaryota, Metazoa, Chordata, Aves, Pelecaniformes, Ardeidae.
UUGCCAGCCCUUCCCCCGGCCCCGUUUCCUCAUUUGCGUGGCCAGCGACGUCUGCGAUCCCACGCUGCAGCAAGGGGAAAUGAUUACCAUGUGGAGAGGCGACGCAGAGGCACGUUCAUGGCCCCGGAUCCCCCCAAGGCGCUUCCUAGAAAAGAGGGGGUGACUCAGCCAGGGUCCCCUGCCUCCGCAGGCCCCUUCCUUCGGCGGCUCUGGCAGCACCGGAGAACCCGGAGGCUCCCGCAAAGGGCUUCAGGAACCCGGAGGCUCCUGCAAAGGGCGUGCGGGGGUGGCCAGGGCCAGACCCCCACCCGUGGCACAGCACCCAUCCCGGCCGCGGUGACCUGACGGGCCCCGUCUCCCUGGCAGGAGGUGAGCCAUGGCGGUGUGGAUCCAGGCGCAGCAGCUCCAAGGCGAAGCCCUGCGGCAGAUGCAGGCGCUCUACGGGCAGCACUUUCCCAUCGAGGUGCGGCACUACCUGUCGCAGUGGAUCGAGAGCCAGGCAUGGGACUCCAUCGACCUCGACAACCCCCAGGAGAACGUGAAGGCGACUCAGCUGCUGGAAGGGCUUUUCCAGGAGCUGCAGAAGAAGGCGGACCACCACACCCAGGGGGAUGGGGAGGGUCCCCCUUGCCAUGCUGAGUGCUCCUUGUGCCCCGUGCAGAGCCCCUCGCCAGCCGGCUCCCUGGUGGACGCCAUGUCCCAGAAGCACCUGCAGAUCAACCAGACCUUCGAGGAGCUGCGGCUCAUCACGCAGGACUCUGAGAAUGAGCUCAAGAAGUUGCAGCAGACGCAGGAGUACUUCAUCAUCCAGUACCAGGAGAACAUGCGCCUCCAAGCCCAGUUCUCCCAGCUCUCCCAGCUGGGCCCCCAGGAGCGCCUGUCGCGGGAGACAACGCUGCAGCAGAAGAAGGCAUCGCUGGAGGCCUGGCUGCACCGGGAGGCCCAGACACUACAGCAGUACCGCGUGGACCUGGCUGAGAAGCACCAGAAGACGCUGCAGCUGCUGCGCAAGCAGCAAACGACCAUCCUGGAUGAUGAGCUGAUCCAGUGGAAGCGUCGGCAGCAGCUGGCAGGGAAUGGGGGCCCCCCUGAGGGCACCCUGGAUGUGCUGCAGACCUGGUGUGAGAAGCUGGCGGAGAUCAUCUGGCAAAACCGGCAGCAGAUCCGCCGGGCUGAGCACUUGUGCCAGCAGCUGCCAAUCCCGGGCCCGGUGGAGGAGAUGCUGUCCGAGCUGAACAGCACCAUCACCGACAUCAUCUCUGCCCUGGUGACCAGCACUUUCAUCAUCGAGAAGCAGCCCCCCCAGGUGUUGAAGACACAGACCAAGUUCGCGGCCACUGUGCGGCUCCUGGUGGGGGGGAAGCUGAACGUGCACAUGAACCCCCCCCAGGUGAAGGCCACCAUCAUCAGCGAGCAGCAAGCCAAGGCCCUGCUGAAGAACGAGAGCACCCGCAAUGAGAGCAGCGGGGAGAUCCUGAACAACUGCUGCGUGAUGGAGUAUCACCAGGCCACGGGGACGCUCAGCGCCCACUUCCGCAACAUGUCCCUGAAGCGAAUCAAGCGCUCAGACCGCCGUGGGGCAGAGUCGGUGACGGAGGAGAAGUUUACCAUCCUCUUCGAGUCACAGUUCAGUGUUGGUGGCAAUGAGCUGGUCUUCCAGGUGAAGACGCUGUCCCUGCCCGUGGUGGUGAUCGUGCAUGGGAGCCAGGACAACAACGCCACGGCCACUGUUCUCUGGGACAACGCCUUUGCUGAGCCCGGCCGCGUGCCCUUUGCCGUGCCCGACAAGGUGCAGUGGCCGCAGCUCUGCGAGGCGCUCAACAUGAAGUUCAAGGCAGAGGUGCAGAGCAGCCGCGGGCUGACCAAGGAGAACUUGGUGUUCCUGGCGCAGAAGCUCUUCAACAGCACCAGCUCCCACCUGGAGGACUACAGCAGCACCACGGUGUCCUGGUCCCAGUUCAACCGGGAAAACCUGCCCGGGAGGAAUUACACCUUCUGGCAGUGGUUUGACGGGGUCAUGGAGGUGCUGAAGAAGCAUCUGAAGCCGCACUGGAAUGAUGGGGCCAUCCUGGGCUUCGUCAACAAGCAGCAGGCUCACGACCUGCUCAUCAACAAGCCCGACGGGACCUUCCUGCUGCGCUUCAGCGACUCGGAGAUCGGCGGCAUCACCAUCGCGUGGAAGUUUGACUCCUCUGAGAGGAUGUUCUGGAACCUGAUGCCUUUCACUACCAGGGAUUUCUCCAUCCGCUCCCUGGCCGACCGCCUCGGGGACCUCAGUUACCUCAUCUAUGUGUUCCCGGAUCGGCCCAAGGACGAGGUCUUCUCCAAGUACUACACGCCGGUUCUCUGUGAGUCCACGCCAGCUAAAGCCGUGGAUGGAUACGUGAAGCCACAGAUCAAGCAAGUGGUGCCAGAGUUUGUCAGUGCAUCAGGCGACUCUGGCCCUGGAGGGGCCACCUACAUGGACCAGGCUCCCUCGCCCGCCGUCUGCUCCCAGCCUCAUUACAACAUGUAUACCCAGAACCCCGACACCGUGCUGGACCCCGAGGGUGACUUCGACCUGGACGACACCAUGGACGUGGCGAGGCAUGUGGAGGAGCGGCUGCUGGCGUCCGGCUCUUUGGUGUUUAUGCCCUUGUAUAAAUGGCAGCGGAUUUGUCGCAUCGUUUUCCUGUAUGUUCCUUUUAAGAGGCCCAGCUUCGGCUUUCCGCUUCUGCAAGCACCGGCCCCGGAGCCACCCUGCUCCCUGCCGAGGGGCUGCUAG